Messenger RNA from Nilaparvata lugens (brown planthopper), 2744 nucleotides. Its product is annotated as pollen-specific leucine-rich repeat extensin-like protein 1. The transcript has 3 exons. The record is from RefSeq and is a predicted model, not a curated record. Bases 77 to 1900 code for a protein of 607 amino acids. NCBI's taxonomy places the organism in Eukaryota, Metazoa, Arthropoda, Insecta, Hemiptera, Delphacidae.
UCUUCCUCAUUCACAACCAAUCUCAACUACCGUUCAUUCAAGUCUGCAAUUAUUUCUGUCUGCUUACACUCUCACAAUGGUCUACGAUGUCAACUUGAUUGCUACUCUAUUACUAGGAUGGACUGCAAUGUGUUACGGCAAAAUGAUGGAUAAUGCCGACGAACCCAAAUCUGUUAUCAAGGAAUAUAAAGCAGGCAAUCUGAAUGAGAAGCUGACCAUCGAUCACGUGACCUACGACAACCCACGUGGUGCGACAAAGAAGGCGAAGCUGGCCGACAGGGAGGAGGGGAGAAGUGUGACCUUGAACUUGAACCGUGACGAUGAUGACGAUGAUGAUGAUGAAGAUGAUUCACCCCCCACCACGAUGUUGACUGAGCCUUCAUCUCUGAAACCAAUCGGCAUGAGACGACCAGUUUCAACCUCACCAGAACCCACAAUCCCCGAGGACCUCCUCAGGGAGGUUAGCCUCAUGAAGAUCCCUCAGUACGACCUGCCGAAAACAAUCACCUCGAUCCGAACUCAACCGUUGAAAAGUUUCAAAGAUGAUUUCCCCAGCUACGAGAACGACGACAUCAUGAAACCUGAGUACAGUAAAUACUUCAACGACGAUUACCAAGUGCCUGUGGAGUACCAGAAAUUCAAUUUCAAAUCACAACUACCAAAGGAUGACACCGAGAAACAUGUGAAGAUCGAAAUCGGGAAAACGAAAGUGAAAACAAUUGUUGAUGAACCUAUAAUCAUCACAAAAACUAAACUUAUAGAUUACAAUACCUUGGAGGGAAGCACAACCCCAGACACAUAUACCUCCUACUAUCACGAUCAUUACAGGAAUGUACAUAAAGAUAAAGUGAGGGCUGGUUGUUAUAACUGUUAUGGUGGUGGACCUAUGUAUAACCCCCCGAUGUAUAAACCUCGUUUACCUUAUCCUCCACCACCUCGACCUCUCCAUUACCCCUUGGGGAGCCCCUAUAUACCCAGGUAUGCCCCCAGGUAUGCAAGGUCCAGGUAUGUGAGACCAGUCUACCGACCUACCGUGAUGAGGUACCCACCUCCAAGGCAUCUCCACUAUCGACCACCCUACAGGAGACCUAGACCUGUCUAUCUACCUCGACCUCCUAGAAUACAUCCUCCUUACUGGUACCCCCCACCGCCUCCUCAUCAUCCUCCACCUCCACCUCCUCCUCCUCCUAGAGUCCCUCCCCCUAAACCCUCCUGUCCCCCGAGUAAAGUUGUGAAAGAAGUUCAUGUGCACCAUUUUCCGACGCCUUCGAAAAUCGAGAAAAUUCCGGUACCAGUUGCGAUACUGGAGGCUAACCAUGAUGAAAAUUAUGAGCAUGAUUCUAUCAUAGAACCGGGGCCCUAUGAUGAGGAGGGAUUAGAUAGUGAUGAACAUGCCGAGCUACAGGAGAUAAACGCGCACUUGGAUGAAGCAUUGAGAAACAACAAAAAGGAGCUUGAUAAAAAUUUGGAAAACGGACAAAGAUAUAUAAUAGAACAGGAGGACAAGGAUAGAGGUGGGACCGGAAGUGGUAGCAACGAAAACGAAUACAAAAAACCAAACUACAACAAAGUCAUCGAUCAAGCUCUAGUGAAAAACCGGAAAGAGUUAGAAAAAAACCUGAAAGACGGACCCGAUAUCGUGAAAACUGCAUAUCUACCAGAUGAUGGCAUCUACAAUCUACAUAAGUUCGCAGAUAAAAAUCAUUUAUACAAUUUUCCUGUCAAAACUAAAAGUAAAGGCCAAAAGACGUCCUCCUCGUCAAACGCUAAUGACUACAAGUUGCAUGUGGAGAGUUUGAAAGAUUUCGAGCCGAGGAAGAUUCUACAUGAUGGCACGCCGAUACGGUACAUACUGACUAAUAAGAUGAGCUAUAAUCAUACAAAACCGCAGGAAGCUUGAGAAUCGGUGAAUUUUGUAAAGUGAAUAACUGAACAGAGAGUGAGUUGUUAAGAAAAAUGGCGUUACAAAUCAAACAGUCUUCAACCGUAGACGAAUAAUAAAUAAUAUUGGCAUGUAUGCAGUGAGUAUAGAAUCUCUUCUUCUGUCUUCAUCCUACUUGAACUGUUGAUAUAAAUUUUAAUGAGAUGAAAUAUUAUCCUACACUUUUACAACAGUACUCACGAUUUUGUUGCUUGUCGGACGCGUUUCGUGGCACUGAGUCACAUUCUCAGCGUACAAGGAGUAGCUAGAUACUCUGAGUAUCUACCUUCUCCUUGUACGUUGAAGAUUUUGCUCAGUAUCACAAAACGCGUCCGACAAGCAGCAAAAUCGUGAGUACUGUUGAAAAAGUGCAAGAUAAUAACACAAUUUAUUAUAAACAGUGGAGAAUGUUACAUGCUAUUAUAAGUAUGUUGAUUCUACCUCUUCUCUAUGAUUCAACUCCAACAAGUGUCAUGAUUAUGUUUGGAACUUAGAUUGUUUCGAGCUCAAAAUUCAGGUCUGUGUUACAAAUGAAGUUUAAAACAAAACAUCAGGUCUGAGAUUAAUUUUUUUGGAAUUGAUUUGAAAAAUUGUUUCCUUUUACUUACAUUAGAUCUGAAACCUAUUUUUGUGUAGGAUACAAAAUCAGUCACCAUAAAGUAUAUUGAACAAAUAUACAAAGUAAUUUUGUUUCAUUUGAAUAGGCCUAUAAGUUUUCUCUCAUAUUUUAAAUGGGAUUGAAUACAGGAAAAAGAAUUAUGAUUUAAUGAGAUCAAUGUUACAAUCGGAGCUUAGAAUACAACAUAAGAUCUGAAACCUAUUU